AUGUCAUCUGUGAUUGAUAAAUAUAAACGAAAAAAGAAAGAAAGUCAAGCGGCGAACAAUUUGAAUUCGUCGUCGACGGAUGUCGGUGUUAUUCGAAUCGGUCAUUAUAUUCUUAAUGAAACUUUAGGAACGGGAAGCUUUGGAAAAGUCAAAAAAGCUUACCAUCAACUGACUAGGCACACGGUUGCAAUUAAGAUUGUCAAUCGUACAAAGAUAAAACAAUUAGAUGUCGUGGGAAAAAUUCGACGAGAAAUUCAAAAUCUACGACUUUUUCGACAUCCACAUAUUAUCAAAUUGUACCAAGUGAUUAGUACGCCAACUGAUAUAUUUAUGGUGAUGGAAUAUGUGUCUGGUGGAGAAUUGUUUGAUUAUAUUGUGAAGAAAGGCAAACUUACGGAAGCAGAAGCGCGACCAUUUUUUCAACAGAUCAUAUCUGGUGUUGACUAUUGUCAUCGACAUAUGGUGGUUCAUCGUGAUUUGAAACCAGAAAAUCUUCUGCUUGAUGAUGCAUCGCAUGUUAAAAUUGCUGAUUUUGGUUUGUCAAAUAUUAUGAAAGAUGGUGAAUUAUUAAAAACAUCUUGUGGGUCACCAAAUUACGCCGCUCCUGAAGUUGUAUCUGGAGAACUUUAUGCUGGACAAGAAGUGGAUAUUUGGAGUUGUGGUGUUAUUCUCUAUGCAUUACUAACAGGAACUUUACCUUUUGAUGAUGAUAACGUUCAAGUCUUAUUCAAAAAGAUUAGAUCUGGUAUUUUUCCAAUUCCUGAUUAUUUAAAUCCAUCCGUAGUUGAUCUUCUUCAACGAAUGCUCACUGUUGAUCCUGUCCGUCGAGCGACUAUUAAAGAAAUUCGAGAACAUGAAUGGUUCAAAGUAAAUCUACCUGAUUAUUUAUUUCCAAAAAGUUGUGAAGAAGGAACGAAUAUCAUCGAUCUUGAUGCAAUACAAGAAGUUUGCGAAAAAUUUGGUAUAAGUGAUACUGAAGUUCAAGAUGCUUUACUUAUAAACGAUCCUCAUGAUCAAUUAGUAAUUGCUUAUCAUUUAAUCAUCGAUAACAAACGAAUUUGGAACGAAGCUCGAAAAGUAGAAAUCGCCGAUUUCUUCGCAGCAUCAAGUCCACCUCAUUCAUCUUUCUUAGCGAUGACACCUAGUUCAACAUCUGCUCGUUCACCAUCACCAUUUUUUCAAAACGCAGUUAACUCACCACAGAAAUCACCUCCAAUUCGUAUGCAUCCGGAAAAAAUGCCUGCAUUGAAAGAUCUGACCGUAACAUUAGAUCCACUUGAUGCAUUGAAUUCCGGCAAUAAUUUCUUAACCGCUAAUCACGGUACUACUAAUCGCCGAAAAUCGUCCAGUUCAACAACUUCAGCGAUCAACAGUGGAGCAGGUGCUGCUUCACUUAAAAAGGCUAAAUGGCAUUUAGGUAUUCGAUCUCAAUCGAAACCCCAAGAUAUUAUGAACGAAGUAUUUAAAGCAAUGAAAGAAUUAGAGAUGGAAUGGAAAUUUUGUAACAAUAGCAUGUAUAGCAUUCGAGCACGACGCAAAGUAGCGAAUACAAAUCGACAUGUGAAAUUGGGUCUUCAAUUGUAUCAAGUUGAUCAUCGAUCAUAUUUAUUAGAUUUUCGUAAUUUAAAUGCCAAAACAGAUGGUCAUCAUCCAAUCUUUUCUACUCAAACAGGUCUUCUCGGUAGUGAAAAUGAAAUGGAAAAUCUCGAACCGAAUCGUUCGUUAACAUGGGAAUUCGGUGAUAAUGAUAAUUCGCAAACAUCUCCAUCGGAAGAAUCAGUUUCCGAAGUAAUGGAAUUCUUCGAAAUGGCUGCGAGUCUUAUUCGAACCUUAGCGCCGGAUUCCGCACCAAAACCACAUGCAACACCUACGCCAACAGCAACAGCAGCUGCUUCCUAA
Messenger RNA from Adineta ricciae, 1899 nucleotides. The record is from the annotation of a GenBank genome assembly. Lineage: Eukaryota; Metazoa; Rotifera; Eurotatoria; Adinetida; Adinetidae.